CGUCUUCUAGCCUCUUUUGAACCGGAUAUAAGUACAGCGGCGGCAUCUACUUACCCGAGCGCGCUAUUGCUAGGCGACGGGCUUCUGUGUGACCCGAUUCGAGCUCCAUCAAGGGUCGCCUCGUCAUUGUAGCAGCUCUCUCUUCACUCACAUCCUCCUCGACAACCCACUCGCCGCUUCUCCCUCUUCCUCCGCAUCCCUCCACACAGAUUCCAGGUAGUCAGACCUAGAAAAUGUCUUGCGCGGGGAAUCCGUUGGUGAUAUUAUUCGGAGUCUUGAUGCUGCAUUCGGGCUCCGCUCAGAACGAACCAACAAUCUUUUCAUCAGAUCACAUGAUCUUACCCAUGGGUUACCACAGCCCACCAAUCACACUUCAGUGCAACCUCACAACUUCUCAAAACGCCCACCAAGAGAGCUUCUGGAUGAAGAAUGGGGAGGAGAUCCCAGACACAAAGAGCUACGACAAGAACACUGAGUACAAACUUACUAAACCGAGGCCAGAUGAUGCGGGCGAGUAUAUGUGCGUGUACAAGUUUGACAUGGCCCCCCCAGCAAAUGCCACCAUUGAGGUUAAAGCUGUGCCAGACAUCACGGGGCACAAGCGCAGUGAGAAUAAGAAUGAGGGUGAGAAAGCCGUCCUUUACUGCAAAUCCGUGGGUUAUCCUUAUCCCCUGUGGGCCUGGCAUAAAAUUGACAACGGCGCUUACAUGGACAUUGACAACUCUUCUGGCCGCUUCUUCGUCAUUAACAAGGACGGCUACACCGAGCUGUCCAUCAUAAACCUGGACAUCACCUCCGACCCUGGAGAGUAUGAGUGCAAUGCGACCAGUGCCAUUGGCUCCACCUCCAUGACAUCUGUGCUGCGGGUCCGGAGCAUCUUGGCCCCCCUGUGGCCCCUCCUGGGGGUGCUCGCAGAGAUUAUCAUCCUGGUGCUCAUCAUUGUCAUCUAUGAGAAGCGCAAGAAGCCGGAUGAUGUGCCUGACGAUGACGAACCAGCUGGGCCAAUGAAAACCAAUUCCACCAACAACCACAAAGAUAAAAACCUACGUCAGAGAAAUACAAAUUGAUUUGAUCAUUACAAGAUAAAGACAUUCACUUCAUGACCAUAUGAACAUUACUCAUGGAUCAGCGGACUGGUAAACUGGGCAAAGGUGGAAAAGUUAAAUGGAAGAACGGAAUAAAAAGACCACCCAAGGCAUGCCAUAUAUAUCUGGUGUGAGGAGGAUGUCUGAAUGGAAGCUGAUAUAUCACGUUAACAUCUGAAAAUUUUCUUGCAUGCUUGUGUUGCUUUUUCUUUAGAAUCUUUUACUCAAAUCAACUAUUUCCAUGUCAGGCAAAAAUUACAAAAAUAUUUUGCAUACUGUUUGAUACAGGCUUUUUGUUUUGUUUGUGUAUUUAUUAAUGUUUUUUUUUUUUUCAAGCAAGCCUUUAACUUAUCGUAAAUAUGCCACCAUGUUUCUGGUAUGGCAGUUUUUGUACAGAUUAUCAUAUGACUGUAUACCAUUUGGUAAGGUGGCAUUAGAUUCUAUCAAUCAAUUAAGGGCUUUGCAAAAUGUUCUACCAUGUUUAAUUUGUACAUAUAUUGUACAUUAAUGUAUGAAAUCACUUGAAAUAUCUAUAGUUAUAUGAAUGUUCUUCAUAAUGAUGCACAUAUCUCUUUAAAUAUUCUUUCAAACCAUUUCUUCAUUUUAUACUUACGUACCUUAUCCAUCUCUGAGUCUAUAUGGCUGAUUGCUUUUUAUGUAUGCAUAGUAUACAGCAUGGCUUUUUAUUCUAUGCAAUAUAUAUACAUGCGGUAGAACAAUUUUUUUUUUUUUUUUAUGUUAGCAUUUGGUUGUGUAUAAUUAAGCUUUAAUAUUAUAUGUUAGCAGAUUGCACAGUUCAAAUCAUGGAACACACUCCACAUGGUUUACCACAUCACUGCAUGAGCUCCCUACACAUAUAAAAGGUCUACUAGGUCAGAAUGUGAAGAGAAAUUAAUAUUUACUGAAUGGACUAAGGUAUAUACAUGUCAUCUUUAACAAUUAAAAUGUCCAAAGUCUAAUGUGUUCUUCCUUUUAUUGCAUAAUUUGUUUGUUUAAAGGAAUAAUUCACCAAAAAAUGAAAAUUCAUCAUUUUCUCAUCCUCAUAACAUCCAUGCUGUUCCAAACCUGUAUGACUUUCAUGGAACACAAAAGGUGAUGUAAUUUCCCAUACAAUGAAAGUGAAUGGUGACUGAUGCUGUCAGUCCCUUACAUUCUACCUAGCAUUUUGUUUUACGUUGAACAGCAGAAAGUCAUAUGGGUUUUUGCAAACAACCACAAACUAUAUGCAAAAAUAAAAUAAAAAAUACAAGCUAAAAAUACU
Myxocyprinus asiaticus (Chinese sucker) is the source of this 2346-nucleotide messenger RNA. Its product is annotated as neuroplastin-like. The coding region runs from base 234 to 1067 and encodes 277 amino acids. NCBI's taxonomy places the organism in Eukaryota, Metazoa, Chordata, Actinopteri, Cypriniformes, Catostomidae. The record is from RefSeq and is a predicted model, not a curated record. The transcript is spliced from 8 exons.